AUGAAGCCAUACCUUGCCAUUUUUAUCAUCAAUACAGUCAUCAGUGUCCCCUUAAACCGGUCAGAAUUUGUUGGCAACGAUCAUGUUCAGUUGAUGCCGUUGGAAAGAGACGGAGAAAUCAAUGAAAAGUUUCGACAAGAAAUGCUUUUCUCGCACAAUCUCAACUCUAUGGAUACAAAUGAAUUAGCAGCCAGUAUCAGGGAAAUGUUCAAGAUGACUGACACGAAUGAAGACGGAUUUUUGACUUUAGAUGAACUAAAACAACAAGUGCGGAAAAAUAUGGAAGAACAUCUAGAAAAAAGCAAAAAUGAUUCAGAAGCGUUCUUUGAAAUUAUCGACGUUGACAAAGAUGGAUAUAUUAUAUGGGAGGAGUUCGAGCCGCACUUUAGCCAGAUGCAUGGCAAGGAUCACGAUGAAAACGAGCUCAUGAAUGCUCAUACAGAAGACCCACAUCGUGUAGACGAUGAGAAAAGAAUGUUCAACCGUUCAGACAUAACUCGAGAUGGAAGACUGGAUAAAAUGGAAUGGCAUGUGUUUCUACAUCCAGAGUAUUCUGCACAAGGUCUUGUAGAAAUCGUCAACGAUUUGAUUGAUGUCUAUGACAAAGACAAUAACAGACUGAUCUCCCGUGAUGAAUUUGUCAACGGGAUUCCUGGAACAAUUGAGGAGGAGAAUUCGGAAUUCGAGAAAAUGGAAAAAGCGGAGAAAGAAAGAAGACUGGUAGAAUUCAAUACUGAAAUCGACACCAACUCCGACGGUGACGCAUCUUUUCGUGAGCUGUACGAAUACGUUGAUCCACAAAAUUUCCGUCUCGCUUCCAAAGAAGUAAACAACAUUAUGAUGCUUGCGGAUGCGAAUAAUGAUGGUAAAUUAUCGCUGGAAGAGCUUCUGGAACGCGAUUGGUUACUUGCUCGUUCCAGUCUCCUGUCAGGUCGCAACAGCCUCCACGACGAAAUGUGA
Caenorhabditis remanei is the source of this 960-nucleotide messenger RNA. RefSeq lists its product as uncharacterized. The coding region runs from base 1 to 960 and encodes 319 amino acids. NCBI's taxonomy places the organism in Eukaryota, Metazoa, Nematoda, Chromadorea, Rhabditida, Rhabditidae. Gene Ontology annotation, cellular component: endoplasmic reticulum. Gene Ontology annotation, biological process: calcium-ion regulated exocytosis. Gene Ontology annotation, molecular function: calcium ion binding. The transcript is spliced from 7 exons. The record is from RefSeq and is a predicted model, not a curated record.